Messenger RNA from Penaeus monodon (black tiger shrimp), 1268 nucleotides. RefSeq names its product protein CEPU-1-like. Lineage: Eukaryota; Metazoa; Arthropoda; Malacostraca; Decapoda; Penaeidae. Gene Ontology annotation, cellular component: neuron projection. The record is from RefSeq and is a predicted model, not a curated record.
UCCCGCCCACCAUCCAGGACGCCCACAGCAGCCAGGACGUCGAGGUGAAGGAGGGGGAGGAGGCCAGGCUGUCGUGCGGAGCCACGGGUACGCCCACGCCCACCAUUCUGUGGCGCCGAGAGGACGCCCGCCUCAUCAGACUGCCCGGAGGCCCAGAGCCGAUGUGGCGAGGCAGCACCCUGGCAGUGAAGCACGCGAGACGGGAGGACGCCGGGGCCUACUUGUGCAUCGCUAACAACGGCGUCCCUCCCUCGGUCAGCAAGAGGGUCCGGCUCAACGUGCGCUUCGAGCCCGUGGUGCGUGCGGGCGUGCCGAGUGUGUCGACUCUCCUAGGCGGCUCCGUUAACAUCUCUUGCUUCGUGGACGCGUGGCCGACGCCGACGCUGCACUGGGUGCGCGACAACGGGGACUCCGUGACCAGCCAGCCCUACGUGUACCAUCUGCAUGAUCGUGCAGAAAUACGUCACAAGUGUCACGCGGAUCAACGACACGCAGCACGUCAUGAGCCUGGGCAUCAACGACAUGCAGACGCAAGACCUCUUCGGCUACCGCUGCCGCGCCAACAACAGCGAGGGCGCGGCCGAGGCGCGGGUGCUGGUCAAGGUCCGCCGGCUCCCACUCCGGACGACUCGCUCAUGUGGAGGCCGGGAAUAGAAGGGAUGAAGGAAGACUCGACCCUCGGCCGCCGCCAGACGCCAAGCCCCGUCCUGGCCUCCGUCAAGCACAAGGGUCAGCCGGGGUCAGCAAGCGCAGGGGACGUCAGCGAGGGUGACGUCAUGGGUAGGCUCCCUUCCCCCCUUUCCUGCUCCUUCCACCCCCCUCCUCCCGGUGCUGCCCCAACCGCCCGUCCUCCCAGUACUCUUUGCCCCUCGCCGGACCCCGCGCAGGAAUCCCAGAAGGCGCGGAGAGAGAGAGCGAAGGAGGACCAUCUCUUCUCAGCUGAAAACAGAGAGAAACCGGUGAGAGAACCGUGUGAAAACAGGUGUUCCACAGAAGGAUGCCAGUGAAAGCCAUGUUAAGUGACGAGGUGAUGUGACCUGAAGAGUGUAAAAAGGAGAAAGAAAUCAAUGGAAUAGUUAAAAAACCCUAACGUCUCCAGGGAGAUGGAUCUGGACUUUGUUAUCAAAGCCAAGAGUCUUUGCCCGGCUGACAGGAAUGAAAGAAGAAAAAGCAAAGAUACACUGGUAACAUUGUACAUAUGAUGAAAGAAAACACUAUGAAUAAAGUGAGUUGUUAACCUGUAAGUGCGUUUCUUCGUUAAUCUUUAC